UCCCUGUGAUGGGUUCCUUCCAGGAGGGGUCUUUUUCCCAGGUUGCCAAACUACACCUCCCAGGAUGCUACAGCAUUGAGCCAAUGUGGUGCCAAACCUCAUCCAGGCUGCAGUGUAGAUGGCUGCAGGAUGGAGGGGUUUCCUGCCUCGAAUUGAGAGAGAGAGAGAGAGAGAGAGAGAGAAGAGGAAGCAAGUGAGACGUUUCCAAGGCUCUGCUGAUCUGCUUCUGCCAUGGCUGAGAAAGAAGGGCACAAUGAGGGAAAUAAAGGGGAGCCUUCUUUGGAAGAGAGCUCAGAACCCCCCUGCGAAAGAAACAACAACGGCAAGGAGAACCACUUAAAUUGUGCCUGCAAAGAAGGAGCCGUGUCAGUUGAAAAGGCGUUUGGUGUUCAUAAGGAAAUAUCGGAGAUUACGGUGCAUUGUGGGAUCCCUGGAUGCCUCUGGUCCGGCAGCUUGAAGAACCUGGAGGAGCAUCAGCGCCUGUGCGAAUACACCCCGAUCUCGUGCCACUUUGGGUGCGGACUGGUGGCAAUACGGAAACAACUGGAUCAGCAUUUGCAGGACUGUUGCCUGAAGAAUCUUGCCGUCGUGCCCGCAAGAGAGGAAGGGUGCCCGUUUUCCAGCAUCGGGUGCUUCUUUAUGGGCCCUGCGGAGGAGAGAAAAGCCCACGAAGUAGAAGCCACGGGGGUUCACUUGCAGUUGUUGCUCCAAUACGUGAAGGAGCUGAAGGCAGGGUUGUGCCCAACAAGAGAGGCUUGGUUCACAGGCACCAACGUUUGGACCGGCCUCUGCUUCAAUGCGACGCCUCUGCAUCCGGAGAAGAAGAAGGUGCCGUGGCACGGCCUCGGGGAGCCAGACCAGGGGGUCUCUUUGCUGGAGAGCAAGCUCCGUGUCUUUGAAGGCAUCGUAUCUGUGCUGAGCAAAGAGAUGGCUGUCUCCAAGCAGAAGAGUGCAGCCGUCCGGGGACAGAGGGGCCUCGACCAGGACAUGAUCCGCGGCUUGGAGCUGAAGAUGGCCGACCUUCAGCGAUGCCUUGUCCAGAAAGAUGCCACUCUUUGCAAGCUGGAGGAGAGGCUCCGCUCGUCAGAGGAGACUUCCUACGAUGGGAGCUUUCUGUGGAAGAUUACUGAUGUCCACCGCAAAUGUUACGAAGCUGUCUGCGGGAAGAUGCGCAGCUUCCAGUCUCCUGCGUUCUACACGUCCCGUUAUGGUCACAAGCUCUGCAUGAGGAUUUACCUGAAUGGCGACGGGAGAAGCAAGGGCUCCCAUGUCUCCCUCUUCCUUGUGCUGCUCCGAGGGGAAUACGAUGCCCUGCUCAAAUGGCCCUUUGCACACGAGGUUACAUUCAUGCUGCUGAGUCAAAACAACACAGAAGAUCAUGUCAGCACCAUCCACCCGGAUCCAGCAUCGCCUUCCUUCCAGAGGCCCGUGACGGAUAUGAAUGAAGCCAGUGGCUUUCCCAAAUUCAUCCUGUUGGCUAAGUUACAGUCACCGAAAUACGCCUAUCUCAAAGAGGGGACCCUUUUCCUUCGGUGUAUCACGCAAGCCCAUCCGUGAAUCUUGCUCUUGGUAGUUUUCAAUCAGCGGAAAUGCCAGAAGCAUCUCAAGCAGCAGAGCUUGACCAUGAACCACCAUCAAGGACUGCUGUUGGUAGCGAUGAGAACAGAAGUUGGUGGAUAUAUGGAUCGAAAGAGCGGACAGAGGUUUGGGACUCUCCUUGGGAAAAUGUCUUGUGUCAAUGCGUCCAGAAUUGGACAUAAUCUAUCUAUAUAUAUAAAAAUGUUCUGUUUGUUUUGAGUGACAUCAUAACUCAAAAUCUGUUGGACGAAUUGGCUCCAAAUUUGGCCACAAGAUACCUACUAACUCAAGGAGUGACCAUCACUCAAAAUAUUGUCAUUUGGGAGUUGAGUUUUGGAAUUGUAGUUCACCUACUUCCAGAACUGACCUUGAUUUAUAGGAGUUGUAGUUCACCUACAUCCAGAGAGCACUGCAGACUCAAACAAUGAUGGAUCUGGACCAACCAUGGCACAAAUACUCAAUAUGCCCAAAUGUGAACACUGUUGGAAUUUAGGGAAAAUAGACCUUGACAUUUGUGAGUUGUAUUUGCUGAGAUGUAUAGUUCACCUACAAUCAAAGAGCAUUCUGAACUCCACCAAUGAUGGAAUUGAACCAAACUUGGCACACAGAACUCCCACAACCAGAUGUAAUCUCCUCUCUUGGCUUCAAACUACAAGAGAGGAGAUUCCAUCCGAACAUGAGGAAGAACUUCCUGACUGUGAGAGCCGUUCAGCAGUGGAAC
This is a messenger RNA of Anolis sagrei ordinatus, 2299 nucleotides long. The record is from RefSeq and is a predicted model, not a curated record. Lineage: Eukaryota; Metazoa; Chordata; Lepidosauria; Squamata; Anolidae.